AAUAAAGACUAUUACAUAUAAAUAUGUUGUCCCGGUGGAGGCGGAGACUGUUGAGUCACAACGUUCACUUUCAGUCUCUCCCACAAUUUAUCACUCACUUUGAUUUAAUCGGGAAAUCUCUGCUUGUAAUGUGUUCAUCCUUAAUAUGACUUAAUUUGACAUGCUGCUUCUGCUUACAACAGAAGCAGUUUAGUUUCCAUCUUGUUGUUGACAGUUUAACCGACGGAGAUGUGGCCGCCUGUGUUCUCCAUGAUUGUGGCCGGUGUGCUCUGCGUGUUCCCGGCUGUCGUCUCCGCAGACUCCGAGAUCAAAGUCUACAAGCAGGUGGGCGAUGACGUUGUCCUCAAUUCGGGCUGCGGGAACAUCAGGGAGAUAUCGUGGAAAAACGGGGUUAACAUCGCCAUCGAAUGGGAUGGAACGAAUAUUGACUUGUAUGGCCAUUUCGAAGUGCGUGGUGCCCUGAACACUGCAACUGGAGAGAUGACGCUCAGAGAACUGACUCUUAAUGACAGUGGAUUAUACACAGCAGAAAUGAAAGAAGUGGCCUGCAAGUAUCCAACACGUCUCAUAGUCAUCCUUCCCGUUCCUAAACCCACUGUUAGUAAAACAUGUGACGAAGAGAUGACCAAGUGUACGUUGACCUGCGAUGCAAUCAUCACCAACGCUGAGCCGGUCGAAUAUCUAUGGAAUUCAGAUCAUUCUGUCCUUACAACUCCUGUGCUAAACAUUACAAAGGACGAAAGUUCAAGCACGUUUGAAUGUUCGCUGAACAACCCGGUCAGUCAACAGCACAGCGAACCGUUUACAAACCCUUUCACUCGAAAGCUGAACAUGUCCGCAGGACUCACAGUCCUCAUCGUUCUGCUGGUAGCUGUGAUCCUGACCGCUAUCAUUCAUAGAAUUAAAGCAGGGAUGUGGUUCUUUGAAAAAGCAUCCAUGCCAUGGGAAGCAGACUUCUGGAGGAAGCACGAGAGACCACAAACAGAUGCUGCUGAAUCUAAUGGCACCGCUGCUCAAGAGGGAUCAACAGAAGAGGGAACACCGAUGAAACCAAAUGACGAAGCAUGAAGAGGAAAUGUAGAGGGGCACAUAUAUGUAUUUACAGUACAUAUAUUAUUGAACAAUGUGUAAUAGUGGUGAAAGCUACAUGCCUCAAAUCAUAAUGAAGAAGCAAAGUGAGGGAAAAUAUAUAUUUAGUUUUUAUAAAUAUAUAUUUUAGACACAAAA
Gymnodraco acuticeps is the source of this 1227-nucleotide messenger RNA. RefSeq lists its product as uncharacterized. The transcript is spliced from 11 exons. The record is from RefSeq and is a predicted model, not a curated record. The coding region runs from base 229 to 1068 and encodes 279 amino acids. NCBI's taxonomy places the organism in Eukaryota, Metazoa, Chordata, Actinopteri, Perciformes, Bathydraconidae.